CAUAUUGCAUCAGGAGCAACUGUCGGCACCGCGGCGAAAUGGAGCGAGCUGCGGCGGAUAACAGAGCUGAUAAAGAACUUGAGGGAGUGAGAGAUGAAUUUAUCCAACGAGUGUCUGAUGCAAUGAUUAAUCAACUCUUAGAUUUAUGUUUAAAAGAUCACUUGCUUAAUUAUGAAGAGAAGGAUUCAAUCCUGGAGGAGAACCGCACCCGAGCUAAUAAGGCACGCGCUCUCAUUGACGCGGUGAUUAAAAAAGGAGCCGAGACCUGCGAGAAGAUGAUUGGUUACCUGGAAAGAAAAGAUCAAAAUCUUUUCAAACUUCUGGGUUUGUCCAGCACUCAGUCUUCUCAGACAGCAGCUGAUAAAAGGAGAAGAGAAGAAGAGGGAGAAGAGGAAACGGCUUGUAAAAAAGCCCGACACGAGGACAAACUGGAUGGAGUGAAUCAGAGCCAAGACUUGUCAGAGAUGCAGCUUCUGCAGGUCGCCGAGCAGCUUGGGAUGGAGUGGAAGCAGGUCGCCAUCUACUUAGGCUUGGAAACCAAAGACGUGGAUGACCUUGAGGAAUCAGAGAAAAGUGUGACCAUGCGGAAGCAGAAAAUGCUGCUGAAGUGGAAGAGAAAAAAGAAGCCAGGUCAAGCUACAGCCAAACACCUGCUGGAGAGCCUGAAGAAAAUGAACAACCUGUCUCACAAAGUUUAUGAGAUACUGGAAGCUGCAGCAGGCCCAGUGGAUCAGAGUGGAUCAACUCCUUCAGUCUCCAGCGUGGAAGAGUUCUGGAAGUCCAAAGAGAACGAUCCAGAGGUCUAUCCUGUGACACAAACUUCCUUUAGGAACCGUGUUGCUCUGCUGAUCACUAAUAUCAAGUUUUCUGAGAAAUCAAUGAACAGAAGGGGAGCAGAGAAAGACGAGGAGAACAUGGAGAAACUGCUUUCUAAUCUGGGAUAUGAGGUGGUGAAAUACACAAACCUCACUGGAAAGGCGAUUGAUGAGGCUUUAAUUGACUUCACUAAACAUCCCAAACUAAAACACACUGACAGCGUGUUUGUGGUUCUCAUGUCUCAUGGGAAGCUUCGGAAAAUUCUUGGGGCUGAUUGGAAAAAAGACCAACCAGAUGAAUUUCCAAUCAACAACAUUUUCAAACACUUGGGCUCUAAGAGCUGUCCAGAGCUAAGAGACAAACCAAAGGUCAUCAUCAUACAGGCCUGCAGAGGAGAACAAGGAGGAAGCGUUCUGGUUAACGACGGUCCAAACACAGCGGAUCAUGUUCUACAAUCGGAGGAUCUGGAAGCAGACAAGCUUCAAUUUGUUCACAUAGAGAAAAACUUCAUUUCUCUUCUUUCCUGCACACCUGACACCGUGUCGUACAGACAACCAGAUUAUGGGUCUCUCCUCAUCCAAUACAUUGUGAAGGUUUUCACCCCAGAGUCGUACAAGAAACACAUUUAUGAGCUUUUCAGGAAGGUCCAGCGGCAUGUUGAAGAGUUUAAGAGCCGUGAGAAACUCCAGAUGCCAACAAUUGACAGAUGCACCCUGACAAAGAAAUUCUACCUCUUUCAAGGCCUCCUGCACAACAAUCUAUCAGAAGACAGGACGUUCACCUCCAGGUUGAUGGCUGACAAGGAGCUCGCCAGAGUGAGAGGGAGAUUUGUGGAAAAAGUCUCCAAAGCUUUAAUCAAGCAGCUGCUGGACGACCUGUUGGAAGACCGCUUGUUGAACGAUGGGGAGACUGACUCUGUGCUGGAGGACAACACGGGGAAAGCGGACAUGGCCCGCUGCCUCAUCGACAUGGUGAGGAAGAAAGGGGACAAAGCCAGCAGGAAGAUGAUCGAACACCUUGAAAACAGAGACCCUACUCUUUACUCCGAACUCGGCCUCACCUGUAAGCCAAUGCCAGUUCCAGCUCCUCAGAACCAGCCCGCCUGGUCAAACUCCCUCGUCACCACGACCGACUCCUUCUGGAACGAGAAGCGGAACUCCAGAGAUGUUUACGCCGUGUCAGAUGAGUCCCUCAGAAGUCGUGUGGCCCUUUUAAUCACCAAUAGAAACUUUGCUAACGAGAGAUUAACCAGGAAGGGAGCCGAGAAAGACGAGGAGAACAUGGAGAAACUGCUGAGAUCCCUGGGAUAUGAGGUGGUGAAGCACAACGACCUCACUGCACAGAGGAUCAAUGAGGUUCUGCACGCUUUCGCAGAGCAUCCAAAGCUGAGGGACACCGACAGCGUGUUUGUGGUGAUCAUGUCUCAUGGGAAACGCGAAUAUGUCCUUGGGGUCAACCACAGCGAGGAAAAACCAGAUGAAUUCCCCGUCGACAACAUUUACAAACACCUGGGUCCCCAGGAAUGUCCCGCCUUGAUGAACAAACCCAAGAUCAUCGUCAUCCAGGCCUGCAGAGGAGAGACGGGUGGAUCCGUGAUAGUCAGUGACAGCGCUUCGGUGGUCUCUGAUGACGUGUCGCAGCAACUUCCUGCUAAUGUAGGCAGCAAGAUUGUUGGCGAUGCUCUCCGAUAUGUCCACAAAGAAAAGGACUUCAUCUCCCUCCUGUCCAGCACUCCGGACACCGUCUCCUACAGAAGAGAGGAUUUGGGCUCCUUCCUGAUUCAGUACAUCACGGAGGUCUUCAACACCUGCUCCCACGAGGACGACAUCGAUGAGCUUUUCAGGAAGGUCAUGCAGCGCUUUGAGGAGUUUCCUGAUGCAACCAAAAGACAAAUGCCAACAAAAGACAGAUGCACUCUAACGAAGCGCUUCUACCUUUUUCCAGGCCACUGAGACAGCCAACCUUUGGUAAAUUUGUGAAGCUAACAUUAAUAACAUUUACUGUUUGACAAACCACUGUGUCACACUGAAUUGUGCCUUUAAAAUACUCCUUAUGUGUAUCUUUAUAUAAAACUCUACAUGUAGGCAUAACAAGGUGUCGGGCUUUUAAUCUUGUUUAUUCUUUUAAUUGUUUUUUAGACUGUGGGUGAUUGGAUUAUUUUACUAAGGAGUGCAUAUUUACUUUAAUUGGAUUCAGUUUCAUUCACUUUAGACAAUUUUUUUUAUACUGUGCUUAAAAUAAAGAAUAAACAUUUGAAGAAAAA
This is a messenger RNA of Gambusia affinis (western mosquitofish), 3079 nucleotides long. RefSeq lists its product as uncharacterized. The record is from RefSeq and is a predicted model, not a curated record. The transcript is spliced from 18 exons. The coding region runs from base 39 to 2768 and encodes 909 amino acids. Gene Ontology annotation, molecular function: cysteine-type endopeptidase activity; protein binding. Gene Ontology annotation, biological process: proteolysis; signal transduction; regulation of apoptotic process. NCBI's taxonomy places the organism in Eukaryota, Metazoa, Chordata, Actinopteri, Cyprinodontiformes, Poeciliidae.